Molecule: messenger RNA, 2271 nt
Organism: Amborella trichopoda
Lineage: Eukaryota; Viridiplantae; Streptophyta; Magnoliopsida; Amborellales; Amborellaceae
Product: subtilisin-like protease 4
Biological process (GO): proteolysis
Molecular function (GO): serine-type endopeptidase activity
Source: RefSeq, a predicted model, not a curated record
AUGGCUUCUGCCUCUCGGCCUUACCACCUUUCUUCUUAUGCUAAGGCAGAGAAACAGCUGCUCAAAACUUACAUUAUUCAUGUGAGGCAACCAGAGAGAGGAAUUGCCAGUUCUCUAGAGAGAGAAAGCUGGUACAAAUCCUUCUUACCAAAAACACUCACAUCAACCUCCUACACUGAAUCAAGACUGGUUUAUGCAUACAACAAGGUCAUUGAUGGCUUUGCAGCAAGGCUCACCCCUGCAGAAAUAGAAUCCGUGAAGGCCAAAGAUGGCUUCCUCCAUGCCUACCCUGAUAAGCUUCUUCGACUUCAAACCACACGAACGCCUCAAUUCUUAGGGCUCAGCCCGAACCAAGGGGUCUGGCCGGAGGCCGGUUUUGGCAAUGGCACCAUUGUCGGUGUCCUUGACACGGGCAUAUGGCCGGAGCACCCAUCUCUAGAUCCUGCUGGCAUGCCACCGCCACCGGCUAAAUGGAAAGGUGUCUGUGUUGAUGCUGGUGAAGAGUUCAACUCGUCGAACUGCAACAACAAGCUCAUUGGGGCGCAAUUCUUUAACGCUGGUGCCAAGGCCAUGCUUGGAGAGGCUGAGCUGCCUGGGCUGAACUCUCCGAGAGACACAGAUGGACACGGUACGCAUACAGCAACAACUGCGGCAGGCGGGUUCGUGCCGAAUGCGGAGGUACUCGGCAAUGCUGAGGGCACUGCUGCCGGCAUGGCACCGCACGCGCACUUGGCUAUUUAUAAGGUGUGUUUCGGUGAGGUAUGUGCAGACUCUGAUAUACUGGCGGCGCUUGAUCAGGCGGUCGAGGAUGGUGUCGAUGUGCUCUCGCUCUCACUCGGUGGCCCGUCCAUCCCCUUCUUUGAGGAUGCUAUAGCAAUUGGUGGGUUCACUGCGGCACAGAAGGGCAUCUUCAUGAGCUGCGCAGCUGCAAACGCAGGGCCACUACACUCGACUCUGUCGAAUGAGGCACCCUGGUUGCUGACUGUGGGAGCAAGCACCCUCGACCGAGAAAUCAGAGUGGAUGUGAAGCUCGGAAAUGGCAGCAUCUUCGUCGGUGAAUCCCUUUUCCAGCCAAAGGACUUCAAGCCAACUUUGCUGCCUCUUGUGUACCCCGGUGCAAGCGGGAACCUCAGCGCUGCACAGUGUGCUGAAGGUGCCGUAGACCCUAGCCAAGUCUCCGGCAAGGUGGUGUUUUGCGAGAGGGGGGGCGGCAUAGGCCGGGUUCAGAAGGGCGAGAAUGUCGUAGAAGCCGGGGGCGUUGCCAUGAUACUCAUGAACGACGAACUCAACGCCUUCAGCCUCAUCGCCGACACCCAUGUCUUGCCGGCAUCUCAUGUUAGCUUUCAGGACGGGGACACGAUCAAGGACUACAUUAACUCAACUCCAAACCCCACGGCCAAGGUUCUCUUCAUGGGUACCGUGUUCCGGGACACCGCAUCCCCUGCUGUGGCCAGUUUCUCAUCCAGAGGACCCAGUGUCGCGAGUCCCGGAAUACUAAAGCCGGACAUCAUUGGCCCCGGCGUGAGCAUCCUGGCCGGCUGGCCCUUAAACUUGAGCCCCUCCGGCUUGCUGAACGACUCGCGAAGAGUAGUUUUCAACGUGAUCUCCGGCACAUCCAUGUCUACCCCCCACCUAAGUGGGCUGGCUGCACUGCUCAAGAGUGUUCACCCCGACUGGUCUGCAGCCGCCAUAAAAUCCGCGAUGGUGACCACCGCAAACCCCAUGGACACCAAGGGGAAUCCCAUAACGGAUGAGACCCAAGGCCGAGCCGACGUCUUCGCCACCGGUGCCGGGCACGUGAACCCCACCAAAGCCGCCGACCCCGGCCUCGUCUACGACCUCAGUUCCGACGAUUACAUACCCUAUUUGUGUGGGUUAGGGUACACCGAUGCCCAAAUCCAAGCCAUUGUUAGGAGCCCUGUCAAGUGCUCAAACCUAACCACGAUCUCUGAGGGAGACCUAAACUACCCAUCUUUCUCUGCAAUCUUCUCUCCAUCAGGGCCUUCUUCUUUUUCCUUUAGAAGGACAGUAACGAAUGUUGGGGCUGAGUAUUCUACUUAUGAGAUUGAGAUGAUGGAGCCUCAAGGAGUGAUUGUGGAGGUGAAGCCCUCAAAGCUUUACUUUGAGAAAGUGAAUGAGAAGCAAACAUUUGAAGUUCUGUUCGCUCGCCAUGGGAAUGGGUCCUUGCCCUUUGCUCAAGGGUACAUAAAGUUGUACUCUGGCACCAAGUAUGAGGUGAGGAGCCCCAUUGCUAUCACCUUCAGUGAGUGA